AUGGCAUCAAUAGUGGCACUUGGCAGCUCUUUUAGCUUUGGAUUUCAAUUGCUCAUUACUAAUCCAGCACAAGGGUCAUUUAUAAAGAAAUUUCAGUUCCUAAACGCUUCUAAACACUCCAACGAUCCGGAUGACGCUAUCAUUGCUCAUUUGAAAAAUCAAUCGUCUGCUGAGAAAAAUAAUUCUGAAAAACUAGAACGAAAUUCAAGAUAA
Caenorhabditis briggsae is the source of this 213-nucleotide messenger RNA. The record is from RefSeq and is a predicted model, not a curated record. NCBI's taxonomy places the organism in Eukaryota, Metazoa, Nematoda, Chromadorea, Rhabditida, Rhabditidae. The transcript is spliced from 2 exons. The coding region runs from base 1 to 213 and encodes 70 amino acids.